This is a messenger RNA of Tauraco erythrolophus (red-crested turaco), 626 nucleotides long. The record is from RefSeq and is a predicted model, not a curated record. Lineage: Eukaryota; Metazoa; Chordata; Aves; Musophagiformes; Musophagidae.
AUGUCUACUCAGAUUGUCUUGGAAGGAAACAAGUGUGUUGGUCUGAAGUCUGCCCGCAAGCGUGCGGUUGCAGAAGUGGAAGUCUUAGCACCGUAUUGCCAGCCUAAAUCAUUAAAAAGCAGAGUUGAUCUUCAGUGGAAGUUAAGUGCCAACAACAGAGAGCCUUCCACAAAAGAAAAAAGGCAAAAGGAUUGCAUCAGACACAGCUCUCAUGAUGAAGAAUCGAUUGGGCAACCCAAAGUUAUCUUGACGAAUGUCCUGAGGACGAAAAUAGGAAGAAAAUACGCACAGGCGCAACCUAAAACUGGUGCUAAUUUUUCUGAUGCUGGCAAGCUGCAGUCAGAUCAACCACCUUCAUCAUCUGCUGCCAGCCUAAAGAUAUGCCAAAUUUUAAACCCUACUCUCCAAAGCCUUUUUCUGCCUAAAAGGCAACCCAAAGUUGUCUUGACGAAUGUCCUGAGGACAAAAAUUGGAAGAAAAUACGUAGACAACUACGUAACAACUGAUGCAAAUUUAUCUGACGCUGACAAAUUACAAUCGGGCCAACUACCUUCAUCAUCAGUUGCCAGCCUACAGACAUGUCAAAUAUUAAGUUCUCCUCAUGAAAGUUCUUCUGUGUCUGAAAG